This is a messenger RNA of Olea europaea var. sylvestris, 1655 nucleotides long. RefSeq lists its product as uncharacterized. The record is from RefSeq and is a predicted model, not a curated record. Bases 268 to 1572 code for a protein of 434 amino acids. The transcript has 2 exons. NCBI's taxonomy places the organism in Eukaryota, Viridiplantae, Streptophyta, Magnoliopsida, Lamiales, Oleaceae.
AUACAAGAAUUCAUCAAUUUAACCUAAAAAUCCAUCCAAACCUCCAACGAGCCAACCGAAAGCAAAGAGAAAAAUCAAGAAACCUUCCAGAAUCAAAAUCUUUGAAAAGUCCGUAGUCUCCCUCUGUAUUUAUAUAUUGUAUGUACAUGCGUAUGUAUAUCCUUUAUACUUUCCCUCUCUGAGUACUGAUUAUUACUCCUGUGUGCGCUUCAUGGGAAGAAGAACCAGAGCUACAAAAUUCAAGAUAUUAUUGAAUUUGUUACAAGCAUGAUGAAUUUCAUAAAACACCCAAAAGAAAUUCUGGUGCAAUUCUCCAGAUGGAUCUCGGAUCUUGACCGGAGGCUACUGCUUUUAAUCCUUUUACCCAUUUCACUUUUUCUCUACGUUUUUCUCUCGUCGAUCAACACCACCACCACCAGUGUAAUAGUCUCGUUUUCCAAUUAUGCACCUUUCAAAUCCAUAUUCAACAGCUACUCCCCCGGCAUCAGCCAUGACCAUGAUGCACAGAACGAGACCCAGCCCGAGCCCAAGAAAGGGCCGAGAAUUGCGGUUUGUUUAGUGGGCGGGGCUCGGCGAUUCGAGCUUACUGGACCCUCCAUAAUAAAGAGGAUUCUCAAAGUAUAUAAUAAUUCCGAUCUCUUUCUUCACAGCCCGUUGGAUUCGAAUACUUACAAGUUUACGCUUCUGAAGAAGGCGCCCAGAAUCGCCGGCGUGAAAAUCUUUCAGCCGCAACUGAUUCCGGAGACUGAGUCACAGCUCCGAGUCCUCUCUUCUCAGAACUCGCCAAAUGGCAUACAGGGCCUGUUGCAAUAUUUCAAUCUGGUAGAAGGAUGCCUAACAAUGAUCCAAUCAUACCAAGAAAAGAACAACUUCACGUAUGACUGGAUUAUCCGAACCCGAGUUGAUGGGUAUUGGUCCAAGCCGUUGGCACCCGAUAACUUCAUCCCGGGUCAUUACUUAGUUCCACCAGGCUCCUCUUAUGGUGGCCUAAAUGAUCGUUUUGGUGUCGGCGAUGUUAACAGCUCCAUCGUUGCACUUUCAAGACUUUCAAUGGUUCCGGAACUCGACUCAGCCGGGUACAACCAGCUUAACUCGGAAACUGCAUUCAAGGCCCAACUCACCACUCGAAAGGUUCCUUAUGUAACCAAACCACUUCCGUUUUGUAUAGUAACAGAUCGUCGAUAUGAUUUUCCCCCGGCCCGUUUUGGUGUCCCAGUGGCAGCGUUGUCUAGCCCAGGCCCGUUAAGUGGAGCUAAAUGCAGGCCCUGCACGCCGGUGUGUACUGGGUCGUGUGUUGGGCCUAUAAUGAGUAGGCUUGACAAAGGAUGGAGCUGGACUGAAUGGACCAACAACACAGUACAGCUUUGUGAUGCCCAUGAUAAAUGGGAAAAUGGGUGGGAGAAAAUAUUUGAUAGGGUGGCCGGGAAAAAGCUAGCCGCGGCGAGGGAGGAAGUUUGGUCCAUGAAAAUCGAGCAGUGUGUCAAUGAUUUUGAGAAGUUGAGAAAUCGGACCGCCAGUUGGGAGGCUCCGCCAGUGGCUGAGAUUUGUCGGCUUGGCUUGAAAUCUAGAUGAAAGCAAAAUGAGAAAUGUUGGGAUGGCUUUUAACUCAAAAAGAGCCCCUAAUUUUUUUUUUUUUUUUUUUUUUUUUUUUUUUU